Messenger RNA from Hyaloperonospora brassicae, 1380 nucleotides. The record is from the annotation of a GenBank genome assembly. Lineage: Eukaryota; Oomycota; Peronosporomycetes; Peronosporales; Peronosporaceae.
AUGCGCGACAGCGAGGAUCGGAUGAAGAACGAGCUCGCAGAGGUGGUGGACUUUGCUAUUCUUGAAUUGACGGACGCUGCGAAAAAUGCUGAGCACUUCGGCCUAGAGGAAGAACUUACGGAAACCGUGACCCGGCCCUUUUUGACAAUUAUCGACGAUCGCACUGUUCAACGUGCCAAUGAAUUUCGGGAUUUCGCAAGAGGCGGGAAACCGAUGGACGCGCAGGCACUCGCAGAUUUGCUUCAACGCAACAAGUUUCAACCAUCGAAACUUACGCCUGAUCAAGAUGACGAGUUAAUCAACGCUCUUUUGGAUUUUCGAAAGCCGACAGAUGUGGUGAAGGUGCUCCUGUCGCUCCGUUUGAUCCUCGGCAUGGGACCCCACGCGGAUGAGCUCCAUCGAAAACUAGUUGUGUACUACAAGAACGAUCUUGGAGUAAUGUCUGACGCAUGGAUGAGGUCAGGAGUUGACCCCAAAAAGCUUGUCAGGGUCCUCGGAUGGCGCUUAAAUCCCUCAAUGGGAGACGAGAUGCUACCUUUUGUAUCCACGUUGUUCGAGUACGUUGGUAAAUUCGGAGAAGUGCACCCGAAAGCAGUCGACAAUGAAGACAUGUUCAGCAUCAUGUUCCCGCAUCAUUCUUCGGCUGAAAUCGAUGCCUCGAUCCAAAGAAUGUCCGAAACCCCUGGCUGUGAAGCGAUUGCAAAGAAACUGCAAGAACUUCAUUCAGACAUUAAAAUAAUCUCCCCAGCGAAGCAUGUGGACACCGUCCCGAUUUUAAGUCACGCGAAGAUAAUCCGAUCGAUGGACUUCCGCCUGCAAGAGUAUGUGAAAUUUGCCAAAUGCGGAAAGGCCAUGGACGCGACGGUUUUCGAAAACAUGCUGAGACCCGCAGCGGAUGUGGCAAAACUACUGUUGUCGUAUCCAAUGAUUUCAUAUCCCGAUUACAUGGAUAUUAGAAUGCAUAGGCAGCUUCUGCGUAUCAAGUCAACUCCGGGAUUGAUGAGCCACGUGUGGAUGGAGUUUGGAGUUCACCCUGAGGUCCUCUUCAAGCAACUCCUCGUAAGCUGGCAAAAGCCGGAGGAUCGCUUAUACUAUCAAUGUUUAGCUGAAUGGUUCAAGUACAAGACGAUGUUUGGUGAAAAGCACCCAGAUGCAUUCACCACACAUGACGCGGCGAUCGUUUUGUUUCGUAACAAACCAGCGGAACUCGUAGAAGACGGUAUCCGAAUGGUUGAGGAGCAACACCAAGACAAAUCGCUCGCCCAGUUGCUACGUCAGAUGUACCAGGGUUUCGUCAGGGAAGAACUUGCCAAGGCUUCGAGCGCGCUUCAUACGAAGGCUAUACGGGACAGCCCAACCAAGCCAAUUGUGCGGUUGUAG